UGCAGUGGCAAGGUUGAUCUUCAUACAGAGAGAAGAGGUGUAAUCUACAGCCCCUCCUGGCCCCUCAACUACCCCCCCGGGAUGAACUGUUCCUGGAACAUAGAGGGGGACAGGGGAGAGGUUAUCACCAUCAGCUUCCCUAACUUUGACCUGGAGGAGUCAGGUCAGUGUCAGGGGGACUGGCUGCUCCUAGGACCCACCUGGAGAGAGGAGUACCGGGUGUGUGGCUCCCUCCUCCCACCUCCCUUCAUCUCCUCCAGGGGAAGAGUCUGGCUCUACUUCCACUCACAGGCCAACAGCUCAGGACUGGCUCAGGGGUUCAGACUGUCUUAUAUCAGAGGUCCCCUGGGCCAGUCCAGCUGUCAGAGGGAUGAGUUCCUGUGUGGUAACGGUAAAUGUCUUCCCCGGACGUGGCGCUGUAACGGCCUGGAUGAGUGCGGCGACGCUACCGACGAACGGAGCUGUGCCCCCCCUCCGACCCCUCCCCGCACCUCCCUCUGCCCCCCCGGCACCGCCCCCUGUACCCAGGCCCAGUCCACUCGCUGCCUGCCCCCUUCGCUGCGCUGCAACGGAGCCCGGGACUGCCCCGAUGGCUCGGACGAGGCAGGGUGCCCCGACACGGCCUGCGGGAAACGCCUGGGGAACUUCUACGGAACAUUCGCCUCCCCGGACUUCUUCCGUCCCAACCGCAGCGCUGUGGGGGAGCUGAGGUGCUCCUGGCUACUGGACACUCAGGACCCUAAACCCAUCGUGUUGCAGCUGGACCUGGGGUUAGGGCCAGGGGACUCCCUCCAUGUCUAUGAUGGGCUGGUCCAGAGAGCAGAGCGCCUCCUGCAGGCCCUGUCGCAUCAUAACAACAGGAGACCAGCCCUGUUAGAAUCCAGUAGAGGACAGAUGAGUCUGCAGUACCUGGCCCAACCACUCAGCCCUGGGCAUGGGUUCAACGCUACAUACCAGGUGAAAGGUUACUGUUUCCCUGGGGAACACCCGUGCGGAUUGGACCAGGGCUGUUACUCUGAACGCCAGCGCUGUGACGGGUACUGGCACUGCCCUACGGGGCGCGACGAGGAAGAGUGUCCAGUUUGCCAGGAGGGGGAGUACCCCUGUGAGGGGGGCAGUGGGGCCUGCUACCCUGCCUCUGAAAGAUGUAACAACCAGAAGAAGUGCCCAGACGGUUCUGAUGAGAAGAACUGUUUUGACUGCCAGCCGGGGAACUUCCACUGUGACACCAACCUGUGUAUCUUCGAGACGUGGCACUGUGAUGGCCAGGAGGACUGCCUGGAUGGUAGUGACGAGAGAGACUGUUUGGGAGCUGUACCCAGGAAGGUGAUCACUGCUGCCCUGAUUGGUUCUCUUGUCUGUGGCCUCCUCCUUGUCAUCGCUCUGGGCUGUGCCUUCAAACUCUACUCCCUCCGGACAAGAGAGUACAGAGCAUUUGAGACCCAGAUGACCCGUCUGGAGGCGGAGUUUGUUCAGAGAGAGGCUCCGCCCUCCUAUGGUCAGCUGAUCGCCCAGGGCCUCAUCCCUCCGGUGGAGGACUUCCCUGUGUACAACCCCACUCAGGCCUCCAUGCUCCAGAACAUCCGUACAGCGAUGCGUAGGCAGAUCAGAAGACACUCCUCCCGCCGGGCCACGUCACAUCGCCGCCUGAGGCGCCUUUGGAACCGCCUGUUCCACCGAGGGACCCGUCUCCGCGGCCAGAUCCCCCUCCUCACACCCCCCGGGUCUCAGGUGGCUCUGGGCCUGCACUCCUACCACACCUCGGAGGGACCUGGAGCCAGGGCUGGGGAUGGAGGUGGCGGGGCGGGCAUGGUGGGAGGCAUGGCGGGCAUGGGACCAGCAAGGACCCCCUCCCGCUGCUCUACAGCAGCAGUAGGCUUCACCCUGCAUGCCCACACCCAGGCCUUGUCACAGUCCCAGUCCUCCCACCCCUCCUUGGAGUCUCCCCACUCCCCACCCUCCCCCUCUGACAGUGAACCAUCCGAGGCGUCUCCUUGUUCCCCAGAUAGCCCGGGUAGCAGGGUUAGGUUGCCCCUCAGCGAGCUCUCCACCCCUGGGCAGCAGAGUGACUCAUUAACAUCUGCCCCCAGCAUACUGAGCCAGCAGUGCCCCCUAGAGGGCAGCACAGGUCAUUACACUCGCCGGGCCUCCAGGAAGCUGGUCUUGGGGCUGGCUGCCAACCUGAGAGGGGUGGCUCUACGACGCUACUCCCCCAUGGGGCUCACCUCCCCCGUUACCCCCCCUGUCCUUCCCCCUCCAGACUCCCAGCCGCCCUGCCACCACCCCCUGACCUCCCCCCUGACGUCAUCCCCCUCGGGGUCUUCAGACGACAGUCAGAGGUUCCAUGCCCUGGAAGUGCCAACCCAGGAGAGGAAGAGGAGGAGGAGGAGGAGGGGAGGGGUAUAGGGGUGCCCAGCAGCAGUGAGGAAGAGGAGGAGGAGGAGGAGGAUGGAGAUGAGACUCUACUGAUCUGCUAGUAUGAAAGACAGACAGACAGACAGACAGACAGACAGACAGACAGACAGACAGACAGACAGACAGACAGACAGACAGACAGACAGACAGACAGACAGAGAGCUGUAGACUGUUUCUCUGGCUGAAACACAGAGAGCUGUAGACUCUGUCUCUGGCUGAAACACGGAGAGCUGUAGACUCUGUUUCUCUGGCUGAAACACAGAGAGCUGUAGACUCUGUCUCUCUGGCUGAAACACAGAGAGCUGUAGACUCUCUCUGUCUGAAACACAGAGAGCUGUAGACUCUGUUUCUCUGGCUGAAACACAGAGAGCUGUAGACUCUGUCUCUCUGGCUGAAACACAGAGAGCUGUAGACUCUGUUUCUCUGGCUGAAACACAGAGAGCUGUAGACUCUGUUUCUGGCUGAAACACAGAGAGCUGUAGACUCUGUUUCUCUGGCUGAAACACAGAGAGCUGUAGACUCUCUCUGGCUGAAACACAGAGAGCUGUAGACUCUGUCUCUGGCUGAAACACAGAGAGCUGUAGACUCUGUCUCUCUGGCUGAAACACAGAGAGCUGUAGACUCUGUCUCUGGCUGAAACACAGAGAGCUGUAGACUCUGUUUCUCUGGCUGAAACACAGAGAGCUGGAGAAUAACUGAAUAAUGGGACAGUGGAUGAUCUCAGAGCAGCACGAUGAUUUCAGUCCUCCCUCCACCCCCUCUAUCUGCUCAUCCCUCCAUCCCUGCCUUACCAGAGAUCUACAGCUGAGGGCUGUACAUCAGCCUGUCUACUGACUCAGUCACUCUGAUUCAGUCACACAUACUCAGUCACACUAACUCAGUCACAGAGACUCAAUCACACAGACUCAGUCACACUGACUCAGUAACACAGACUCAAACACACUAACUCAGUCACUCUGACUCAGUCACACUAACUCAGUGACACUAACUCAGUGACACUAACUCAGUCACUCUGAUUCAGUCACACAUACUCAGUCACACUAACUCAGUCACAGAGACUCAAUCACACUAACUCAGUCACAGAGACUCAAUCACACAGACUCAGUCACUCUGACUCAUAUCACCAUCGUCUGUUUUUGUAAACGUUGUCAGUGAGGUAAAAAACAAAACAGUGAAUGACAUCACCAGCUGGAUCACUUGAAGUGAUGAACAAGAUGUAACACAAGAAGAAGAUGUUUUGAGGAAGUUGUGAAAUUGAAUGUUAUUAUGAAUGUGAUAUCUGACUGUUAUCAUAGAUGUUUAAGCAGUGGCCUAUCUUGGUACCCUCUCUAGACGAUGGUUGGACCACAGGCAGUGGAGGGGGUGUCUACUCGGUCACAGUGGCCGGGUCACAAAUGGUAACCUAUUCCCUAUAUAGUGCACUACUUCUGGCCAGAGCUCUAUGGGGUAGGCUAUAGGGCAUGGUUAGAGAACAGAGCUCUAUGGGGUAGGCUAUAGGGCAUGGUUAGAGAACAGAGCUCUAUGGGGUAGGCUAUAGGGCAUGGUUAGAGAACAGAGCUCUAUGGGGUAGACUAUAGGGCAUGGUUAGAGAACAGAGCUCUAUGGGGUAGGCUAUAGGGCGUGGUUAGAGAACAGAGCUCUAUGGGGUAGGCUAUAGGGAAUGGUUAGAGAACAGAGCUCUAUGGGGUAGGCUAUAGGGCGUGGUUAGAGAACAGAGCUCUAUGGGGUAGGCUAUAGGGAAUGGUGGGACACAUUCUGAACGGAGCCUCACUAACCUUGGUCUAAGACUUACCCCAUAUGGCGCUGGGCAACAUGAGGGCACUACAUAGACAACACAGGGGCCAUUUGGGACACAUUCUGAACGGAGCCUCACUAACCUUGGUCUAAGACUUACCCCAAAUGGCUCUGGGCAACAUGAGGGCACUACAUAGACAACACAGGGGCCAUUUGGGACACAUUCCAGGACAACAGUUGGUAAUGAUGGAGAGACAGACGGCAGGAAGUGCUCUGGUGUUUAAUAAAGGUAAUGUUGGUUCAGCAGGAAGUCCUCUGGUGUUUCAUAAAGGUCAUGUUGGUUCAGCAGGAAGUCCUCUGGUGUUUCAUAAAGGUCAUGUUGUUUCAGCAGGAAGUCCUCUGGUGUUUAAUAAAGGUCAUGUUGGUUCAGCAGGAAGUCCUCUGGUGUUUCAUAAAGGUCAUGUUGGUUCAGCAGGAAGUCCUCUGGUGUUUAAUAAAGGUCAUGUUGGUUCAGCAGGAAGUCCUCUGGUGUUUAAUAAAGGUCAUGUUGGUUCAGCAGGAAGUCCUCUGGUGUUUAAUAAAGGUCAUGUUGGUUCAGCAGGAAGUCCUCUGGUGUUUAAUAAAGGUCAUGUUGGUUCAGCAGGAAGUCCUCUGGUGUUUCAUAAAGGUCAUGUUGGUUCAGCAGGAAGUCCUCUGGUGUUUCAUAAAGGUCAUGUUGGUUCAGCAGGAAGUCCUCUGGUGUUUAAUAAAGGUCAUGUUGGUUCAGCAGGAAGUCCUCUGGUGUUUAAUAAAGGUCAUGUUGGUUCAGCAGGAAGUCCUCUGGUGUUUAAUUAAGGUCAUGUUGGUUCAGCAGGAAGUCCUCUGGUGUUUAAUAAAGAUCAAUAACUAAUGCUAGCCAGAUCAAUAACUAAUGCUAGCCAGAUCAACAGCUAAUGCUAGCCAGAUCAAUAACUGAUGCUAGCCAGAUCAACAGCUAAUGCUAGCCAGAUCAACAGCUAAUGCUAGCCAGAUCAACAACUAAUGCUAGCCAGAUCAACAACUAAUGCUUGCCAGAUCAACAGCUAAUGCUAGCCAGAUCAACAGCUAAUGCUAGCCAGAUCAAUAACUAAUGCUAGCCAGAUCAACAGCUAAUGCUAGCCAGAUCAAUAACUAAUGCUAGCCAGAUCAACAACUAAUGCUAGCCAGAUCAACAACUAAUGCUAGCCAGAUCAACAACUAAUGCUAGCCAGAUCAACAGCUAAUGCUAGCCAGAUCAACAGCUAAUGCUAGCCAGAUCAAUAACUAAUGCUAGCCAGAUCAAUAACUAAUGCUAGCCAGAUCAACAGCUAAUGCUAGCCAGAUCAAUAACUAAUGCUAGCCAGAUCAACAACUAAUGCUAGCCAGAUCAAUAACUAAUGCUAGCCAGAUCAAUAACUAAUGCUAGCCAGAUCAAUAACUAAUGCUAGCCAGAUCAACAGCUAAUGCUAGCCAGAUCAAUAACUAAUGCUAGCCAGAUCAAUAACUAAUGCUAGCCAGAUCAAUAACUAAUGCUAGCCAGAUCAAUAACUAAUGCUAGCCAGAUCAACAGCUAAUGCUUGCCAGAUCAAUAACUAAUGCUAGCCAGAUCAAUAACUAAUGCUUGCCAGAUCAAUAACUAAUGCUAGCCAGAUCAACAGCUAAUGCUUGCCAGAUCAAUAACUAAUGCUUGCCAGAUCAACAGCUAAUGCUUGCCAGAUCAAUAACUAAUGCUAGCCAGAUCAAUAACUAAUGCUUGCCAGAUCAAUAACUAAUGCUAGCCAGAUCAAUAACUAAUGCUAGCCAGAUCAAUAACUAAUGCUAGCCAGAUCAACAUCUAAUGCUAGCCAGAUCAAUAACUAAUGCUAGCCAGAUCAACAACUAAUGCUAGCCAGAUCAAUAACUAAUGCUAGCCAGAUCAAGAUGAGCUUAGAUCUAACAAAGGAACGUUAGAUAAAACCUCUCAAACUUUUUCAUCGAGAUAAACAAUGGGGAAGAGUAAGUAGACUGCUCGUCCUUCUGCAGCUUGCCUGCCAAUGCAUGCUUGUCCCAACCAAGCACUCCAGCUAACUGGCUAAAGUUGGCUAGCGGAGAACACCUCACUCUGACCAUUUUACUCACCGUAACAGAGCUGUUAGGCUGUUUACAUGUUAUCUAGAACGUUCUUGAUUAAUUAUUACUUUUUGUUUGCCUACGUUUACUAAACCCCGGUCAUAUUCAUUACAUUACAUUUAAGUCAUUUAGCAGACGCUCUUAUCCAGAGCGACUUACAAAUUGGUGCAUUCACCUUAUGACAUCCAGUAGAAUAGUCACUUUACAAUAGUGCAUCUAAAUCUUAAAGGGGGGGGGGUGAGAAUUCAGUGGGUUUUCGUUCGUAAAUGUAUUUUCGUCAGUUAUUCUUCGCUCUGGCAUACAGACGAGACGCUCUGAAAUUUCAGAGCGUCUGGAUAUGCAGUUUUUCAACUUCCAACAUUUAAUUUUAAUUUUACUAGAACAAAUUCUUACUUUCAAUGACAGCCUAGGAACAGUGGGUUAACUGCCUGUUCAGGGGCAGAAUGACAGAUUUGUACCUUGUCAGCUCGGGGAUUCGAACUUGCAACCUUUCGCUUACUAGUCCAACACUCUAACCACUAGGCUACCCUGCCCUGCUGUGUAUAGCCACCGAAAAACGAUAUGAGGGGGAAAAAGGGUCAGUCACUCACCCUCUCCUUCCAAUGACAUGUCAUCCUCCUAAACAGCUAGCUAGCUAACGUUAGGCUCUGUGCUUUUAGCUCGCUACAUAAAUAGAUACGCUAGGCUACUAGCCACGUUAACACUGACUUGUGAUCAUUGCCUUUUGCUUGUUUGAUUGUAGUGACACUCCCAGCCUUUAUAACAUAGGUAUGUUUUUGUCCAGAAUAUUGAGUCGUUGAAACUGAAACAGUGGAUCCCGAAUGGGAGGCAGUAAACAACGUACCAGGCCAGCUGCGAUUUACAACCCGAUAGCAAUAUGCUUUUUUUGGGAAUACUAAGAAAUGUAUUGGUGAAUUCUAUUAAUCAUGCAUUGAACUGCAUCCAUCGGUUCUGCCAACAUUGCCUUACUCAUGGAAUGUUACAAAGUUGGUUUUAUAGCAUAAACUGGGAUUUUGACAGAUAUUAUGAUUGUCUAUUUCUUUCAUAUCUACAAAGUAGUUAACACACUGUCAGUUCCACUUUAACGAGUACUAUUACAGACUUAGCGAUGUUCCAUUAGAGAAGUAUCUCCCUUCCAACCUCCUGUCUGUCUGUCUGUCUGUCUGUCUGUCUGUCUGUCUGUCUGUCUGUCUGUCUGUCUGUCUGUCUGUCUGUCUGUCUGUCUGUCUGUCUGGCUGUCUGUCUGUCCGUCUGUCUGAUGUACUGUCUGUCCGUCUGUCUGAUGUACUGUCUGUCUGUCUGUCUGUCUGUCUGUCUGUCUGUCUGUCUGUCUGUCUGUCUGUCUGUCUGUCUGUCUGGCUGUCUGGCUGUCUGUCCGUGCUAGCAGUCACACCAGGCUAACGGUUACACCCAGUCCUAUUAUAACCAACAGGGGAAAUAACUCUCUCAUUGUAUCAGACUCUUCCCUGACUGUAUGGUCUGUCCGUGUGUCUGUCUGUCUGUCUGUCUGUCUGUCUGUCUGUCUGUCUGUCUGUCUGUCUGUCUGUCUGGCUGGCUGGCUGGCUGGCUGGCUGGCUGUCACUUUGUCAUUAUGGGUUAUUGUGUGUAGAUGGGUGAGAUUCUUAACAAAUGUCAUCCAUUUUGAAAUCAGGUUGUCACAUAAUAAAAUGUGAAUAUGUC
This is a messenger RNA of Oncorhynchus keta (chum salmon), 7935 nucleotides long. Its product is annotated as low-density lipoprotein receptor-related protein 3-like. Gene Ontology annotation, molecular function: protein binding. The coding region runs from base 82 to 2406 and encodes 774 amino acids. The transcript has 14 exons. The record is from RefSeq and is a predicted model, not a curated record. NCBI's taxonomy places the organism in Eukaryota, Metazoa, Chordata, Actinopteri, Salmoniformes, Salmonidae. Gene Ontology annotation, cellular component: plasma membrane.